This is a messenger RNA of Colletotrichum godetiae, 483 nucleotides long. RefSeq lists its product as uncharacterized. The transcript has a single exon. NCBI's taxonomy places the organism in Eukaryota, Fungi, Ascomycota, Sordariomycetes, Glomerellales, Glomerellaceae. The record is from RefSeq and is a predicted model, not a curated record. Bases 1 to 483 code for a protein of 160 amino acids.
AUGUCGCUGAACUAUGCGGAGUUUGACGGGAUUCUGGAGCUAAGUACCUAUCUAGUGGCGGACCUGUCGCGUGGAAAGUUCAGACGGCUGAGCCGCUCGGGGCUGAAGUUGGCCCGCCUCACACACAGCUCACCUGCGAAAGUCACCGAGGGGCAAAGUUCAGGUUCUUUGCUUCUCUCUGUCUACUCACCUCUUCUAGAUGCUCUCUCAGUCUUGAGGCAGCUUGAGUCCGGCAAGAUGGCAUCGCCAAAACUAGGCAUGCUGCAGAAGCUGCAGAAGCAGGGGAACCUGAAAGAGACUAUGAAAGAUAAUAAAAGAACUCACAACAAAGCCCAAUAUCCACCAUGUCUUUGUCUUGUGCCUGAGCCGUCGCCCACGUCCUCCGCUCCGCCAGUUCCAAAUUUCCCCCAACUGCAAUUGGUGCACGUCAUCAACCGCGACACGUUCCACAAAGAUAGAAUCCGCCCUUUUUGCCCGCGCUAA